Molecule: messenger RNA, 990 nt
Organism: Pneumocystis murina B123
Lineage: Eukaryota; Fungi; Ascomycota; Pneumocystomycetes; Pneumocystales; Pneumocystaceae
Exons: 6
Coding region: 1-990 (329 amino acids)
Biological process (GO): mitotic sister chromatid segregation; kinetochore assembly
Cellular component (GO): nucleus
Source: RefSeq, a predicted model, not a curated record
AUGAUGAAUGGAUUUCAAAAAUUUGCAGAAAAAUGUAGAAAAUAUGCUUUAAUUUCCUUUGAUAAUGAAGAUCUAUUGCACUUUUCUAUGGAUGAUUCUUAUGAAUUUAAAUUAGAUGAGAUAAUUAGAGAUUUAAAUGAGAAAAUUCUUUAUCAGACAGAAUUUCUUAAGAAUGUCAAAGAAUCUAACGUUGUUAUCUCAGAUUCUUUUUCUUUUGAAAAAUUGGCUGAUCUUGAGAAGAGUAUAAAAAAUCCAAGAGAAAGAUUGGCAUGGAUAAAACAUUAUGCAAAUAUAUAUGAAGAAUCAUCACAUACGGUUGAUUUUACAAUUGAUGAUAAUUUUGUUACUGGUUUACUUGCUCGGCAGAAAAUUGAAAAAAAUACAACAGAAGCACGAUUGACUAUGGAAAUAUUGGAAAAACGGUUGAAAAAGACAUUGUCUACAAUUGAAAGAGAACAAAAAAUAUUAGAAGAAAGUAAAAUAAUUGGAUCUUUAUUAGAUCAAAGAUUAAAAAAAUUGGAAAAGCAAAGCCAAAGAAGUUCUCAAGAGAUAUUAAAUGAAUGUCAUAUGAAUGUAAAAGAAGCUGAACGAUCAGUUAAUAAGUUUAUGCGUGAGCUUGUUAGGUUUAUUGAUGAGGAAUUGGGUGAUGUAUUGCUUGCAGAACAAUCUGGUGCAGCAGUUGGAUAUGCAGAUUUACCUGAAAAAAAACAUGCUAAGUUGCUGGCAGAAUCAGGCCAAACAACAUUAGAUAAACAUAUUUCUAUAGAACAGAAAGAUAAAUUUACUCUCUGCAAUUCUACAAAGGAAUUACUUGAGAAUUUGAUGAAUCAAUCAGUUUUGCCAGGUGCAGAUCCGUAUAUAAUAGUUGAAGAUUCAGUAAUAGGAAGGAUUUUAUUACGUUCAGGAUUAGUUAUGUUACAUAACAAAGAUGCGAGAAAAAUGAGAUUAGUAGAGUUUCAACGAGAAAUUGAUGAAAUGUCUUUUAUCUAA